Molecule: messenger RNA, 2056 nt
Organism: Hemibagrus wyckioides
Lineage: Eukaryota; Metazoa; Chordata; Actinopteri; Siluriformes; Bagridae
Gene: kcnk17
Product: potassium channel, subfamily K, member 17
Exons: 5
Coding region: 1-939 (312 amino acids)
Biological process (GO): stabilization of membrane potential; potassium ion transmembrane transport
Cellular component (GO): membrane
Molecular function (GO): potassium ion leak channel activity
Source: RefSeq, a predicted model, not a curated record
AUGGCCUCUAUGCGGCCUGGAAAAUUUUUCAAACAAUCCAAUUUUGUCAAAUUUUGUUCUCUGCUGUUGCUUGGAGCGGGGUACGUGACAUAUGUCCUUAUUGGAGGGGUCAUUUUCUGGAAGCUGGAAGGGGACCAGGUGAUGAGUGACAUUGCUCAGCUGGAGGUGAAGAAAAAAAGGUUCCUCCAGGUUUAUCCAUGUCUUGGACAAAGUGGUAUGGAUGAAUUGGCAGAUUUUAUGUUGGAUAUAUCUAAGAAUGGGAUGAGUCUGAAAAAUAACCACACAGCUGGAGGCUUCUGGAAGUUCACCAGCUCAGCAGUGUUUGCUGCUACAGUGGUGACAACUAUUGGCUACGGGAAUAUCAGUCCUAGUACGACGCCUGGUCAGAUGUUUUGUGUGUUCUUUGCCAUUAUUGGAAUCCCACUUAACAUGCUGGUCCUCAACCAAGUGGGCAAGUACAUGCUGGCCAUCGAAAGAAAUUUCUGUACCUCGAUUGCUAAGAAGACCAACCACCAGAAAGUUGUUCUUGUGUCACUCCAUUUUGCGUCAUUCAUUGGCUCAGCGUUCCUCUACAUGGUGGUCCCUAUGUUUUUUUUCAAAACCUAUGAAGGCUGGAGCUACUCACAGGGCAUGUACUAUUGCUUUAUCACACUCAGUACAGUAGGCUUUGGAGAUUUUGUCGCAGAUUAUAACCCUAACACUGAUUACCCUGACUGGUAUGGAUGCAUCUUGGGAGUUUGGAUAUUUUUUGGCAUGGCCUGGCUGGCUUUACUGAUCAAUCACACUAUCGACCUUCUGGGGCACUUAGAUGCUUACCUUAGAUCGGGGAAAAAGAGUGACAAGCCAAAAAAGUCACAAGACCAGGAGCUACCAGAGACACAGCAGAAAGAUUCUGAGAAAGAGAAAACAGAUAAAGAGGAAGCUGAUGACUGUGAAUGAUCUGUUCAUGCAGGACACUUUGGUUAAUGCCAACACCCACUCACACACAAAAAAAGAUACAGAUCAGAUGUACUGUAUAAAAGGAUGUAAAAAUCUCACAGAUUCUACGAUAAGAUAAAAUAACAUAAUAUAUUAAUUACAACAAAUGAUGUUGUAUUGUCCACGUGCUCUUUGUCCAAAAAGAUGCCUCAUCUAGUUUUUAAAAUUUUUUUUAUAAACCAUGAAGGAUCAUUCCAGAUUUUGUAUAGUUUAGUCUAAGCCACUUUUCUGUCUCCCGCUUAUUAUUACCCACUACAUUAACUGUGUUCUUACCACUAACCAACAAAUCAUCUCUCUCUCUCUCUCUCUCUCUCGCUUUCUCUUUCUCUCUCUCUCUCUCGGCAUUGACCGACAUAUUUCCAUAAACUAAAUAACGUGUGGUCGGAUAUGACUUAUUCUUGCCUUCCAGUUACAACCGGAAUGCCUACAACCAUUUGUGGACUACAGUAUCUUUUUAAAGGCUGUGUGUGAAUGCUCCUUAAAACUCAGUGGAUCUUCAGCACCAGUAGCUGGACUGACUGGUGUCCUUUAUCACCAAAUAGCACCAACAUCCACUAGAGGGCAUAGUGAAAUCAGCUAUUCAUAUAUCCCAUCUUAUAUCCCUCCUAAAAAUGAAGUUUAAGAGAAAAGCUUAUUUAUCUUUGUGGCAGUCAGUGUGAUAUAUUAAAUGUGAAUUUGCUCAUUAUUUUUAUUAUGAUAAUAAUAAAUUAUUUCUAAUUUACUUGUAUGUUAUUAUUUUAUUAAUAUAUGAUACGGUUUAUUAAAUGGUCUUAAAUACAGAGAAAUACAUGGGCAAUAGCAGUAAUUUUAUAGCGAUGACUCACAGUCUCUGAAAAGUGUCCAGUCUCAUAAAUAUCAUAUAAUGUAUCGUGUUCAACCAUCGAGUCCUGUCUAAACAACCGGGUUGCACAGCACUACUUCGCAUAUAGCUUCUGGCAUGUUUGGAUUUUACUUUUUUUUUUUUUUCCUUUAAAACCACACGCUCUGACAAGUCAGUGAAAUGAAUCACUUUGUCAUGGCGUAGGAAUGUUUCUUUGACAUGUACCUCUUUUGUGAAGAGCAAGUCUUUACAAUAAAC